Molecule: messenger RNA, 10430 nt
Organism: Pipra filicauda (Wire-tailed manakin)
Lineage: Eukaryota; Metazoa; Chordata; Aves; Passeriformes; Pipridae
Gene: MTCL2
Product: suppressor of glucose, autophagy associated 1
Exons: 16
Coding region: 423-4844 (1473 amino acids)
Biological process (GO): regulation of autophagy; insulin receptor signaling pathway
Source: RefSeq, a predicted model, not a curated record
GGCGGCACGGAGCCGACACGGCGGCCCCCGGGGCGCGGAGAACGGCGUCGGUGCCCGGCUCGGUGCCGGCGCCCGGGCCGAGCUCCGGGCUGACCGACAGCAGCUCGGAGGUGUCGGACUGCAGCGCCUCGGAGGAGGCGAAGCUGCUCUCGCUGGAGCUGGGGCUGAGCGGCAGCGAUGGCGAGUCCCCCGGCAGCGCCCCGCCGCCGCCGCCCUCGGCCGGGGAGGCGUCGCCGCUGCCCGAGGAGCCCUCGGUCGCCUCCGUGGCCAGCAGCCGCCUGCACCUCAGCACCUCGCUCGCUUUCUCCGACCUCACCGAGGAGCUGCUGGACGCCGGCACCGACGGGCUGCUCCGCGAGCUGGAGGACCUGCGCUCCGAGAACGACUAUCUCAAGGACGAGAUCGAGGAGCUGCGCGCCGAGAUGCUGGAGAUGAGGGAUGUCUACAUGGAGGAGGACGUGUACCAGCUGCAGGAGCUCCGGCAGCAGCUGGACCAGGCCAGCAAGACGUGCCGCAUCCUGCAGUACCGGCUGCGCAAGGCCGAGCGCCGCAGCCUGCGCGUGGCACAGACCGGCCAGGUGGACGGAGAGCUCAUCCACAGCCUCGAGCAGGACGUCAAGGUGGCCAAGGACGUCUCUGUGCGGCUCCACAAUGAGCUGGAGAUGGUGGAGAAGAAGAGGAUCAGGCUGGAGGAGGAGAACGAGGACCUGCGCCAGCGGCUCAUCGAGACCGAGCUGGCCAAGCAGGUGGUGCAGAACGAGAUGGACAAGCUCCGAGAGAAUUCCCUCAAGAAACGGGGGUCUCGUUCCCUUGGGAAGACAGAGAAGAAGCCAUCAGUGCAGGAGGACAGCGCAGACCUGAAGUGCCAGCUGCAUUUUGCCAAGGAGGAGUCGGCCCUGAUGUGCAAGAAGCUGACCAAGCUGGCCAAGGAGAAUGACGGGAUGAAGGAGGAGCUGCUGAAGUACCGUUCCCUGUACGGGGACCUCGACAGCUCUCUCUCCGUGGAGGAGCUGGCUGACUCUCCCCAUUCCCGCGAGGCCGAGCUGAAGGUGCACCUCAAGCUGGUGGAGGAGGAAGCCAACAUCCUCAGCCGGAGGAUAGUGGAGCUGGAGGUGGAGAACCGCGGGCUGCGGGCGGAGAUGGACGACAUGAAGGGCCAGGGGGACAGGGAGCUGCCGGGGCAGGACACGCGGUUCCUGGUGGGCAUCUCGAGCUGCGGGGACGGAGGGGACACGGUGGCGGAGCUGCGCCGGCACCUGCAGUUUGUGGAGGAGGAGGCCGAGCUGCUGAGGCGCUCGCUGCUGGAGCUGGAGGACCAGAACAAGCUCCUGCUGAACGAGCUGAGCAAGUACAAGUCGGACCACGAGCUGGACGUGACGCUGUCGGAGGACAGCUGCUCGGUGGUCAGCGAGCCCUCGCAGGAGGAGCUGGCCACGGCCAAGGUGCAGAUCAGCGAGCUGAGCGGGAAGGUGAAGAAGCUGCAGUACGAGAACCGCGUGCUGCUCUCCAACCUGCAGCGCUGCGACCUGGCCUCCUGCCAGACCACCCGGCCCAUGCUGGAGACCGACGCCGAGGCCGGAGACUCGGCACAGUGCGUCCCCACCGUCGGCUGGAGGGACGGCACGGGCGGCGACGAGGCCGACGGGCAGGACAGGGUGCCUGGCAACGGGAAGGUGCUCGAUGGCCCCGCCAAGGUGCUCAAGCCCAAAGACCUGGAGACCUUGCUGGGCAUCAGGGACCAGGCGACGCUCGUCAGCAAAGCGAUCGACGUCUUAAUUUCGGAUGCCAACGGCUUCACCUCCGGGCUGAAGGCUUGCUUGGACAACGAGUGCGCGGGGGUGCUGCUGGGCGAGGCGGUGGGCAGUGGUGGUGAGAGCCCCAGCGACGCCAAGCUGAUGAACGUGCUCCUCAUGCGGCUGGGAGUGCUCCAGCAGGACCUGGGCUGCCUCGUGAGGAAGGUGGACCACCUCACCGGCGGCAUCAAGGAGCACACGGACUCUUUCCCCUUCUCCAGCCCCAGCAGCCACGACGUCACCAAAGAGGGGUUGCAGAAGGACCAUUCCUCCGACUUCCAGCAGCCUGAUUUUAGGGACGCCGACCCUUUCCGCAUCCCCCACGCCAAGGACACGGACCCCACACAUCCCCGGAGCUACAAAACCUGCCGGCCUGAGGAGAACGACUCCUACGCCACCGAGAUGAAGGAGCUGCAGCUGGUGCUGUCAGAGGCCAACGAGAGCCUGCGGGGGCUGCAGGAGCAGCUCUCGCAGGAGAGGCAGCUGAGGAAGGACGAGGUGGACAACUUCUCACAGAAGAUCUGCCAGCUGAAGGAGGACCACCAGAAAGCGCUGCUGCGGCGGGAGUUUGAGCUGCAGAGCCUGAACCUGCAGAGGCGGCUGGAGCAGAAGUUCUGGAGCCAGGAGAAGAAUCUGCUGGUGCAGGAGUCACAGCAGUUCAGGCAGAGCUUCCUUCUGCUCUUCAUGAAGCUCAAGUGGUUCCUCAAGCGCUGGCGCCAGGGCAAGAUGGUGCACAGUGAGGGCGAGGACUUUUUGGAGGUGAACAGCAUGAAGGAGCUGUACCUGCUGCUGGAGGAGGAGGAGCUCGCCCCACAGCAACAGGCAGACAACAAGAUGUGUGGUGGGGACACCUGGACCCCCAACACACCCAACGAGUGCAUCAAGACUCUGGCCGACAUGAAGGUGACCCUGAAGGAGCUGUGCACGGAGCUGCGGGAGGAGCGGCGCGGGGCCAGCGAGCUGCAGCAGCAGUUCACCAAGGCCAAGGCUGCCUGGGAGAUGGAGCGCGCCGAGCUCAAGUGCCACAUUGCCCAGCUGGAGUCAAAGGCAGGCAAAGGGAUCGCAGAGCGAGCGCUGCCGGACUGGAAGGUGGCACUGAAGAGGGAGCGUGAGGAGCACCAGCAUCUCUUGGCAGAGUCCUACAGCGCCGUCAUGGACCUCACCAAGCAGCUGCAGAUCAGUGAGAAGAACUGGAACCAGGAGAAGGUGGAGCUGCUGGCUCGCUUCAAGGAGGAGCAGCAGCAGGCAGAGCAGCAAGCAAAGGACCUGCAGAACAAACUCAACCAGUUGCAGAAAGGAUCCAACCCGUGGGCAUUGAAGCACUCGGAAAUGGAGAAGCACGGCAGCAAUUGGAAAGAGGCUCUCAAUGAGAAAAUCACAGACAAGGAGACAAUCUCUGAAACAGAAGCCAAGGGAACCAACCUCAAAAGGACCAAGUCGGUUUCCUCCAUGUCAGAGUUCGAAAGCUUGCUCGACUGUUCUCCCUACCUCCCUGGAAAGACCGUGCCAGGGCUGGGUGACCAUGCCCGGGGCAAAAAAGCAUCCUCAGCCACCCAGCUGCUGCCCAAUGGGAUCCGGGACAGUGCCAGUGUUCCUCCCUCCAACUGUACAUAUGUGAAUAUUGAACAACCCGCCCCCGACAGCCUGGCCAAGGAGAAGCUGGGCGUGUCCUCCUGGGACUACUCUCGGGCAAGCAGCCUCUCCGGGCACGACCCAGCCCACAAACAAAUACAGAGGAGCUACACGGCGCCCGACAAGACCGGGAUCCGCAUCUACUACAGCCCGCCGGUGGUGCGGCGGCUGGAGGCGCCUCUGGUGCACAACAAGGAGGGCAAGAUCAUGAUCGAACCCGGGUUCUUGUUCACCAUGGCCAAGCCAAAGGAGCCGGAGGAGUCGGCCAGCACCGAGGGCACCUACAGCCAGUGGCUGUGCAACUUCUCCAAGCAGCAGCGGGAGCUGCUGGACGGCGGCGCGGUGGAGGGCGCGGUGCCGCCGGUGCCGCGCUUCCCGCCGGCGCUGCACGACCUGGAGAUCUCGGGCAACAUGAGCGACGACAUGAAGGAGAUCACCAACUGCGUGCGGCAGGCCAUCCGCUCCAGCUCCCUCGAGAGGAAGGUGAAAAGCACCUCCAGCCAGACGGUGGGGCUGGCCCACGUGGGGACACAGACCAUCCAGACGGUGAGCGUCGGCCUCCAGACCGACCUCCCGCGCGGCGCCGGCGUGCACGGCAAGAGCUGGUCCCCGCGCAGCUCCUCCCUCGUGUCCGUGCGCAGCAAGCAGAUCUCCUCCUCCCUGGAUAAGGUCCACUCCAGGAUCGAGCGGCCGUGCUGCUCCCCAAAAUACGGCUCUCCGAAGCUCCAGAGGAGGUCUUCCUCCAAGCUGGACGCCUCCAAGGACAGGAGCCUGUGGAACUUGCACCAGGGCAAGCAGAACGGCUCCGCCUGGGCCCGCUCCACCACCACCCGCGACAGCCCCGUCCUCAGCAACAUCAACGACGGCUUGUCCAGCUUGUUCAGCGUGGUGGAGCACGCGGGCAGCACCGAGUCCAUCUGGAAGCCGGGCUGUCCUGAGAGCAGCCGGGCCAAGCCUGAAGCACCCAAGUAUGGCCUCGUGCAGGAGUUCUUCAGGAAUGUCUGCGGGCGGGCACAGAGCCCCACCACCCCCCAGGAGAAGAAGGAGGUCGCUGGGGAGGAGGGCAGCAAGAGAGCCGAGCACCCCAGCGCCGUCACCCACCACCCAGCUGAAAACAUCUCCCGCGUCCUGAACAAGAAGGUCCUCAAGCAGAGCAGCUGCGAGGACCCCAAGCCCUCGUCCCCCGGGCAGGGCAGUAAGGACACAGCCCUGCGGGACCCCGACCUCAUCUCGGCCUUAGCCAGCGAGGACACGGCGUGUGACUGCAGCUCCCAGUCCCUCACCUCCUGCUUCGCCCGGCCGUCCCGCUCCGCCGUCCGCCACUCCCCCUCCAAGUGCAAACUGCACCCCGCGGACCCCCCCAGGGCGGAGGAGAAGCCGGGGGCCUCGACCUGCAAUGUAAAACCAAGUGCAUUUUAAAAAUACCGAAAUGAGCUACAUUGGAGAGGUACCAAUUGGAUUAAGAGAUUGUGGGUUGGGAGGCUGCAGCGUGGCCCGUGGUCUGCGCUGCACAUCCUUCUGUCACCACCAGAAAAAGCCUUACCCGAGGAGGGAGGGGGCAGCAGCCACAGCCCCCACGGCAGUGCAGAGCUCCUGGGGCUGGGGGGCUGUGACCCAGCCCCACACAGAGCAGCGUUGGUGCUUCUGUGCAGCUCCAGGAGAGAGCAGAGAUUUCUGAGGCAGCUGCCUGACCUAUUUUCAAGCUGCCUGCCAGGGGCCAGGCAGGGAUUCACCCAGAUGGAGCUGCCUGCAGGUGCCUGUGGAUCCUGGGGCUCUGUGCAUUUCUCUAGGGCUGUGUACACUGCUCCAAGGGCUCCAUGCACUGUUCCAAGGGGCUGUGUACCCUGCUCCAGGGGCUCUGUGUGCUGCUUCAAGGGCUCUACAUUGCUCUGGAGCUCUGUACACUGCUUGUGGGGCUCCAUACACUGCUCCAAGGGCUCUGUGUGUUACUCUGGGGCCGUGUACGCUGGUCCAAGGGCUUUGUAGACUGCCCCAGGACCUCUGUACGCUGCUCCAAGGGCUCUGUGCAUUGCUCUGGGGGUGUUUACACUGCUCCCAGGGCCUCUGCACAUUGUCAUCCUGCAGUUCCACUUACAAACUGCUCGUGCUGCCGAGGCUGCUGCCCUCUCCCGUCCAGCCCAGCCGCUCUCUGCCCGCAGCAGCAGCAGGGCUGCAUCACUGCCACGUCGCAGCCUCCGUCAGCACCUCCGCGACGGCCACUCACUGCCUGUGUCUCCAGACACAAACCAGCAUCAGCCAGGGCUCCUCAGGCCCAGCACCGAUGGCCUUUUGCUCCUGGCCCCACAGGGACCCUCGUCACGCGGGUGGGGGACGCACAGGGCAGGUGCCACCCACCCUCACCAGCAGCCGGGGCCGGGCGCUGUCCCUGCCUUGCCAGGGAGCAGUCGGGUCUCUGUCCCACAGCACUGCCACGGGCAAUCUCCUGCUGUACAUAGAUCCUUUCGGGGUGGUUUUUAGCAUUUUCAUUGAUAAAUCGGGGGUUUGGUUUUGUUUGGUUUUGGUUUUGGUUUUUUGUUUUUUUUUUUUUUUUUAAAGACUCCUCUACUUUUGGAAUGUGGUUUCUCAUUUUUACAACUGCCUUUUAAUUAUUUGUAAUAUUGGUCAGUUCUGUCUUACUCUGUAAAUAGCAGUGCUGGGCAUUUCCCAGGGAGGCUGAGCCGAGGCUGGCAAGGGAUUUGUCGGGAAAAUUUGAGGUGUGGAGGUGGCUGAUUCUACCCCAGCCCCUGCAUGGACUCUGCCCUGUCCUCCCCAUAUGCCAGUGCCCAACCUGGGGUGAAGCCCAAGGUGUUUUGGGCAAAGCCACGCUUGCCCCUGCCCUGUCCUCCUGCCUCCUCUCACCAGCCCAUGCCAAGGUCGCAUGAAGGGCACCUUGUGCUCCGAUGACAGGCUCCCUGCCCACCCUGUCCUGCACCCCUGUAUCAUGCCUGCUUGUUGUGUGAUGAAUAAAGGUCCUGCAACCCCUCACCCACACCCUUGGUGCUGCCUUCCCGUGCUGGGGUGGGGGGGAACCAUGCUGCAGAGGGAGAUGUGGGGUGAUGCAUCCUGUCCCUCUGUCCCCACCAUCCUGCCUGAUGCCCAGCCCACACACGGUGUCUCAGCCUCUCCUCACCCACCCCUCUCUCCCUGACACCGUCCCCAUGUGCUGACCCCACCUGUGCCACAGCACCAGGGCUUCUUGUUACCCACCUGUGGGUGGGUCCUCCAUGGCCUCACUGCCAGUGCUGUCACCCCACACCAGGCUCCUCUCAGCUUUGCAUUGUUUGUGUGGUGCUGCUGUUUCUCAUGUCCCGUCCCAGCCUGCCCAGCUCACCCCAGCCUGCACACACCCCCCACAGCCCCUUUCCCAUCACUGCCUGUGGCUUCUUGUCCUUGUGCCCCUCGGUUGGACUCCAUGAGCUCAGAGGUCUUUUCCAACCUUCAUGAUUUUGUGAUUCUCUGAUCACCUGCAGGUCCCAGCCUCCUCCAAGGCUCACUCCAUUAAACUGUCCCUCCCUGAGGUCCUUCAACACCCACCGUGACCCACCUCUCUUUCUUUUGCUCCUCCAUCAUCUUUCAUGUCCUAUCCCUUUUGUCCCCGCCCUUUCAUCCCUGCUCUUUGAUCCCUUAUGUCCCAUCCCUCUUUAUUCCACUCUUUCAUCACCCACCUAACUCAGCCCAGCCCUCCUUCCUGUCAUCCUCCAUCACCCUCCACCCCAUUCCUCCUUCCUGUGCUCCAUCACCUACCACAUCCCAUCCCUUCUCCUGUGUGCCUCCUUUUAUGUCCUACCCGUCCUUCUGCUGCUCCUCCAUUGUCCACCCAUCCCUCCUUCCUGUGCUGUCACCCAGUGUGUCCCAUCCCACCCUGCCACCCUCAUCCAUCACCCACCAGGUCCCAUCUUUCCUUUCUGUGCUCCUCCAUCAGCCACCAUGUCCUGUCCCUCCUUCCUGUUCUCCUGCAUCCUCCAUCAUGUCCUAUCCCUUCUUGUGCUCCAGUCACCUGUGACCUCCUAUCCCUCCACAUCCCACCUCUCCUUCCACACGUUCCAGUGUGCUAUCAGCUGUGUCCCAUCCCUCCCUGCCAUGCUAUGCUCUUCCAUUACCCACCAUGUCCCCUCCCACUCUCCCUGCAUCCUACACUACAUCUUCUCCCUCCUUGUUCUUCUCCACCACCCACCAUCUCCGACCCCUGCUUCCUGUGCUCCUCCAUUGCCCUCCAUAUCCACCUUCCAGUCUUCCUGUCACAUUUGCAUCCCAUCCCUCUCUCCUGCCCUUCCUUCAUUCACCACACCCCAUUCCUUGUUAUCCUCAUUCACCUCCACCAUCUCCUCAUGUCUUCUCUUCCUUCUUCACCUCCACCCUGUGCUAUCCAUCCUCAUCCUGCUUUGCCUCCAGCUUUCCAUAUUCAUGUCAACAUCUCACCAUCUCUUCUUCAGCUCCCACCAUCAGUCCUCUACAUCUUACCAUCAUCUUGUCCCUGCUUAUCCUCCAUUAGCUCCCACCUCCACCCCAUGUUCAACUUCUUCCACUCUUCAUCUUCUCCACACCUUUCUUCAUUCUCUUCUAUCUCUUCCUAUCUCCUCAUUCAACUUCCUCCACUUCCCCAUCCCAAAAUCCACCCUCACCCCCCACCAUUUCCCCAUCCCCUCAACUGCGUCACCCAAAUUUGCCUUCUCCUCCUCCACCCUCACAUUUCCAAUCCCCCCAUGUGCUAUUUUCCACCAUCUCCUCAUCCAUCCUACUCCAUUGCCCUCCAGUCUUUAUCUUCUUCUAUCCCUUAGAUGUCUCUUCAUCACUCCUGUCAUUUUCAUCCAUAUCCCAGUCUCCUCAUCCUUUCUGUUCUCCAUCUCCUCUCCCUUCUUUUCCUCCACCACCUGCCAUAUGUCCAGCCUCUUCAUCCUCCCCAGCCUCUCUUUUCCUCUUCAUUGUCCUUUCUACCAUCUCCCAUACCUUCUCCCUCAUCCUCCAUCUCAUACUUCUUAUUCCUCCACCUCAAUCUCUCUGAGUCUCUCCUUCCUGUGACCCUCCACCUCCCAAUGUCCUUUUUCCUGCUGUUUCACCUCUUGGCCUGUCCCUUUCAUACUUUGGCUAUCUCACCAUUCCUUGUCAUUUGCCUCCACAGUCUCCAUUUCUCCUCAUGCUCCUCCACCUCCCCCUAUCUUCCCAUCCCUCCUUAUCCCCUAAGUGUCCUGCCUACCUCACAGAUUUCCCCUCCACCCCCUCCCUAUUCCUUCCUUAGCUCACAGUGUCCUCUCUCACUGUCCUUUCGUUCUCCUUCAUCUCCCACUCCAUCCUUACCUCCAAUUUUCUCCCAGCCUGGCUUCUCCCAUUUGUCCUCUCCUCCAUCCUCCCUGCACUCUUUUACUCCCAGCACAUCUGACUGCAGCUGCAAUUUUCUGCUUCCCUUCCUCCUUCCCCUGCCUUGUAUCCCAUUCCUUCCUGACCCGGGAAGGCCACCACCAGCUCAGCCACCCCUGAUGCAAGCAGGAAGGGCCCUUCCUGACAUCAGGAAACACUUCUCCCUAGGGCUAGUGAAGCUGGAACUGGUCACUGGAGAAAGGGGAGGGUCUCUGCCGUUGGAAGGUUUCAGUUACUCAGCUAGAUAAAGUCACCACUGCCCUGAUUUAGCAUUAGCAAUAACUAUUUUGGAACAUGGAGCUCGACCAGAUUCCCCUGGGAUCCCUUCGUGCACGCACGUCUUUGGGAGACUUCCCCAAGCAGUGAAGUAUUUCCAACAGGGACAAGACAUGGCUUUGAAUGCAUCGCUUGGGAUGCUGCAGGACAUGAGGAACUAUCCCUGCUACUUGCAGUGGCUCCAUGGUGCUCAAGCAGAACCACCACACACUGCUCAAGCAGGACCAUCCCAUGGUGCUCUAGCAGGACCAUUCCAAUACUAAAAGAGGACCAUCCCAUGCUGCCUGAGCUGCACCAUCCCACACUGCUCAAGUUAGCCACCUUGUGCAUCUUGAGCAGGAUCACCAGCCUGCUUGAGCAGGACCACCCCACCUUGCUUGAGCAGGAAUACCCCAGCAGGACCAUUCCAUGCUGUUCUAGCAGGACCACCCUAAUGCUGCUCCAGCAGAACCAUCAUUCUCAUUGAGCAGGACCAUCCCACACUGCUUGAGCAGCAGCACCCUGUGCUGCUUGAGCAGGACCUAUCCAGGCUGCUUGAGCAGGCUCAUCCAGCGUGGUGGAGCAGAACCUUCCCAUGUUGCCCAAACAGGACCACCCCCUGUCAUUUGAGCAGAACCAUUCCAGGCUGUUCAAGUAGAACUAUCCCAAGGCUGCUUGAGCACCAUGGGCCAGGCCAAAGUGGCUUCCUAAAAGACUGCCAGCUCCCAGGCCAGUGAGCUAUCCCUGACAUGUUCCCUCAGACCCUAGAGCCAGGGAUCCUUGCAUCAUCUUUGGUUUCCUUCCCUCGGGCUGGUCCAUGCAGGGCCAUGGCCAUCCCCUUCCAAUGGCCUUAUGGCUGCUCUAGGGCACAGGGCUGCUGGCACUGCUGCCAAGGGAAGGACAGGUCUCCUCUCCAUCCCAAGGAGCCCCAUACCCUGAGGGACCUGCACGCAGGGCCUCUUCAGAGCAUCCCAUGUCACUCACGCACAAGGGCCAACCAACAACAGAGCCUCGCUUCUCUGCAGACUUUGCCUUCCAAUGUUGGAGGCUCUCAGCCAUUCCAUGGAGGGCACCCUGCCCUUUCCAAGGGGAUGUGUCUGAGGGACUGUCCCACUGCAAUACAGGCAGGGGCAGGGCAGCCAGUGUCUUGAUGGGGUGGGGGUGACAUUCCUGCCCAAAUGCCUUCUUCGCUGGGAAAUCUGGGGGAGGGAAUUUGCUACCUGUGUUAGGAACUAGCUGAACUUACGUGUCUGCCCAAGCUGGAUUUCUUACUCCAAAUGUUCAAACCGUUGUAUAUUGUACUGGGAUUUUUACAUUGAAUUAUUGUAGAAAACAAAAAAUUUAAACCGAGUCUGUUAAAAAAUAAACAUUAAAAAUCUCUAUGAAAAAAAUAAA